AUGUCGUGUACAAAAGCAGCUAUGCUUUUGGAAAGAACACAUAUUAUGAAAAAAGGAACAACACAAAAAACAAGUGCACAGUUCUCAUCCUGCACCCUUAAUGUGGAGCUCUCAGAUUUCCCACUUUUAUGUUAUACUGGUGGCGAAAUUGUAGAAAAAGAAGGUGGUGUGUCAUAUUUAGGCGGGGAAAGUAAGUGUUUGUUCAUUGGUUCUAAUUUGAAUUUCUCAGAGGUUUUGAGUAAGAUAUAUGAAGUUAUGGGAUGUGAUCCACGAUAUGUAGAGUUGAAAAUGCGAAUGAGUUAUCCAAUAUACAACUCACACACAGCAGCUAUUCAAUUGAAUGAUGAUAAUUCAUUAAGAGCUAUGUGGGCUGUUGUGAGACAAAAUUCAAUGUCCAGGAUUGGAUCAUUCACUAGAAUGCUCACUGAUGAUCGAUACAUUGUUGAUCAUUUAUCGGAUGUGACUUCUCCUAGUUCCUCACCUCAUAUAGGGAAUGCUUCUUUGGGCGACUUCAACAAUGUUCCUGAGGUAGACCCAAAAGUUCUUGAUUCUUGGAGAACUUGGUCUGGGAACAACACAUUUACUCUUGAGGGUGAGUUUGAAAUUGGUCAAGAGUUUGAUUCUUUGCAGCAGUUAAAAGAUGUAGUGAAACUAUACUCUAUAUCCAAAAAUCAAACUUUUCGAGUCAAGGAGGUGGAGCCACAAAAUGUUAUACUUGAUCUCAUACGAGCCGUCCCGUCUUUAAAAGUUUGUGCUAUAGUGCAAGUUAUUAAAGAUCGCUUUGAGUAUACCAUCACAUACAAGAGUUCUUGGUUAGCUAAAGAGAAGGCGAUCACUAGUAUUUUUGGAGAUUGGGAGAAGUCAUAUGAAGAGUUGCCCAAAUAUAUGCAAGCAUUGAGUGAGUCAAAUCCAUCAAUUGAUGGUUUUAAACAUUGUCGUCCUCUUAUUACUAUUGAUGGAACUCAUCUUUAUGGCAAAUAUAGGGGCACACUUCUAAUUGCCAUGGCCACUGAUGCGAAUUUUCAGUUAUUUCCUUUAGCAUUUGCUAUUGUUGAAGGAGAGACAGGUGAGGCUUGGGAAUGGUUCAUGUUCUGCAUAAGACGUUCGGUUACUCAAAGAGAAGGCCUUUGUGUUAUUUCAGAUAGACAUGCUUCGAUUUUGAAAACAAUGGCCGAAGUAGGUAGUGGAUGGGAGGAGCCGCAUGCCCACCACAGGUUUUAUAUUCGUCAUCUUGCCUCAAAUUUCAAUUCUGAAUUCAAAAAUGCUCACUUGAAAAACUUAUUUGGUCGAGCUGCCGAUUCACGUCAAAAGGAAAAGUUUAUUAAAUACUUCGAUAGAAUUGGUGAAUUGAAAUUCGAAGCUCGUGAAUGGUUAGUCAAAGAUAAACCAUUGCAUAAGUGGUCAAUUUAUCAUGAUGGUGGGUUCAGAUAUGGUAUACGAACCACAAAUAUGUCAGAAUGCUUCAACGGUGUGUUGAAAGGAGCUCGUUUUUUACCUAUUACUGCUCUAGUUAAAAUGACAUUCUAUAGAGUUAAUUCCUACUUUGUCACUAGGCGUGGCUGGGGUAAGAGAAGAUUAGAUAAAGGUUAUGAGUACAGCGAAAAGGCAUUAAAAGUAAUUGAAGAUAACGUGAAGAAAUCAACAGCUCAUAAAGUUGUAUCUUUCAAUAAUGAACAAGGUUUGUUUGAGGUUACAACUGGUCGUGGAAGUCGCCCUUCUGGAAAAGGGGGUAAUGUGCAUACUGUCAAUCUUUCUAGAAAAACUUGCACUUGUGAAAAACUGAAAAUCUAUAAAUUGCCAUGUUCUCAUGUCUUGGCUGUUUGUCGUUAUCGAAGCUUGUCACAUGCUGAGUAUGUAGACCCUUUCUUUAAAACAUCAGAAUAUAGGCUUACUUAUGUGAAAAGCUUCAAGCCUGUAGGGGACGUUUCUAGAUGGUCUGCAUAUUCAGGGCCUAAAAUUGUUGCUCCUCCUUCUCAAAAGAGGAAACCUGGACGCACCCCUUCUAGUAGGUUUCGAAAUGAGAUGGACCAGAACACACGAGGAAAAAAAAUGUGCAACAUAUGUCGUAAAAGAGGGCAUAAUAAAAAAACUUGUGGUUAUAGGAAUAAUGGUCAAACUUCAGGGUAA
Molecule: messenger RNA, 2127 nt
Organism: Spinacia oleracea (spinach)
Lineage: Eukaryota; Viridiplantae; Streptophyta; Magnoliopsida; Caryophyllales; Amaranthaceae
Exons: 6
Coding region: 1-2127 (708 amino acids)
Molecular function (GO): zinc ion binding
Source: RefSeq, a predicted model, not a curated record